AUGCUAGAUCUGCUCGGGACAUCGCUCGCUCGUCCCGUCAUUGCCCGUGCCCAAGUCAAGAUCGCCCAGAAGGAGCGUUGCCAAUUCAUCUCCCACGGUUGCACAGGCAAGGGCAACGACCAGGUCCGUUUCGAACUGGCCUUUUACGCCCUACAGCCCAAAAUCCAAGUCAUUGCGCCAUGGCGUAUUCCGGAAUUCUACGAGAGAUUCAAGGGCCGAAACGACCUGUUGGACUAUGCCGCUCAGCAAGGAAUCCCCGUGACGAGCACCAAGAGCAAGCCUUGGUCUAUGGACGAGAAUCUCGCGCACGUGUCGUACGAGGCAGGCAUUCUGGAAGACCCAGACAGCUCCCCUCCUGCCGACAUGUGGAAACUGACCGCCGAUCCUCUGCUCUCUGCACCCAACGAACCAGAAGACGUCACCAUUGAAUUCGAGCGAGGCAUCCCUGUCAAGAUCACAUCCCAAACGACAGGCACAAAGACCAGCCCAACUGAGGUCUUCCUUGCCGCCAAUGCUCUGGGUCGCAAACACGGCGUGGGCCGUAUUGAUAUUGUCGAAAACCGCUUCAUUGGCUUGAAGUCGCGAGGCUGUUAUGAAACCCCAGGUCUCACCAUUCUGCGAACGGCGCACAUUGAUAUCGAGGGUUUGACGCUCGACCGCGAAGUCCGCGCUCUUCGAGACCAAUUCGUCACGAUCGGCUGGUCCCGCGUUUUGUAUAACGGAUUGUACUUCUCGCCCGAGCGCGAGUUCUUGGAGGUCAGCAUCAAAGAGUCUCAAAAGAGCGUCAACGGCCAGGUCAGACUCCGACUCUACAAGGGUAACUGCAUCAUCAUGGGACGCAGCAGUCAAACCGAGAAAUUGUAUGACGCCUCAGAAAGCAGCAUGGACGAGAUUGGCGACUUCGAGCCCAGCGAAACCGGUGGAUUCAUCAAGGUCCAAGCGAUCCGGCUGAAGAAGUAUGGCCAGAUGAAGGCGGAGAAGGGUGAGCGCUUGUAG
Capronia coronata CBS 617.96 is the source of this 996-nucleotide messenger RNA. RefSeq names its product argininosuccinate synthase. Gene Ontology annotation, biological process: urea cycle; L-arginine biosynthetic process. The record is from RefSeq and is a predicted model, not a curated record. Gene Ontology annotation, cellular component: cytoplasm. The transcript is spliced from 5 exons. Lineage: Eukaryota; Fungi; Ascomycota; Eurotiomycetes; Chaetothyriales; Herpotrichiellaceae. Bases 1 to 996 code for a protein of 331 amino acids. Gene Ontology annotation, molecular function: argininosuccinate synthase activity; ATP binding.